GCUCAUGCAAGCAAAGACCUGGAAGAGCAGUUGCGGUCUGUGUCCAGUGUGGAUGAACUCAUGACAGUACUUUACCCAGAAUACUGGAAAAUGUUCAAAUGUCAAUUGAGGAAAGGAGGUUGGCAACACAACAGGGAACACUCCAGCUUUGACACAAGAUCAGAUGAUUCCCUGAAAUUUGCCGCAGCACACUAUAAUGCAGAGAUCCUGAAAAGUAUUGAUACUGAAUGGAGAAAAACUCAGUGCAUGCCACGUGAAGUGUGUGUGGAUGUGGGAAAAGAGUUUGGAGCAACUACAAACACCUUCUUUAAACCCCCAUGUGUAUCCAUCUACAGAUGUGGAGGUUGCUGCAAUAGCGAAGGACUCCAGUGUAUGAAUAUCAGCACAAAUUACAUCAGCAAGACACUGUUUGAGAUCACGGUGCCUCUUUCUCAUGGCCCCAAACCCGUAACCGUCAGUUUUGCCAAUCACACGUCCUGCCGAUGCAUGUCGAAGUUGGAUGUUUACAGACAAGUUCAUUCUAUCAUAAGACGCUCCUUGCCAGCAACACAAACUCA
Phaethon lepturus (White-tailed tropicbird) is the source of this 557-nucleotide messenger RNA. RefSeq names its product vascular endothelial growth factor C-like. Gene Ontology annotation, cellular component: membrane. Gene Ontology annotation, biological process: vascular endothelial growth factor signaling pathway; positive regulation of endothelial cell proliferation; vascular endothelial growth factor receptor signaling pathway. Lineage: Eukaryota; Metazoa; Chordata; Aves; Phaethontiformes; Phaethontidae. The annotation marks the transcript as partial. Gene Ontology annotation, molecular function: chemoattractant activity; growth factor activity; vascular endothelial growth factor receptor 3 binding. The transcript is spliced from 3 exons. The record is from RefSeq and is a predicted model, not a curated record.